This is a messenger RNA of Lates calcarifer (barramundi perch), 1114 nucleotides long. Its product is annotated as methylmalonyl-CoA mutase, mitochondrial-like. Gene Ontology annotation, cellular component: mitochondrion. NCBI's taxonomy places the organism in Eukaryota, Metazoa, Chordata, Actinopteri, Centropomidae. Gene Ontology annotation, molecular function: cobalamin binding; methylmalonyl-CoA mutase activity. The record is from RefSeq and is a predicted model, not a curated record.
UCAAAGUGUAUCCAUUGACCGUAGCACGCGAUUGGACGACUUAAUGUUAUGAAACUUCAUUGGAUAGACGGACACACGCCUUUUGUCAACCCGAAAGAGCACAACAGUCGACAAGGUGAUCCAUGUGUGACUGACUCAGUCAACAGAAAGCAUGCUGACUGCACAGAGGGCAUGUGCAGCGCUGGCUGCCCAGCGCCUAGUUAGGGCUUCUGUCUCCUCAGCACACACACACUGCUCUCUGAUCCACACCUCUAUACCUAGGCAGGACCAGGCUGAGCUGCAUCCUGAAUGGGCCAGUCUGGCUAAAAAACAGCUUAAAGGGAAGAACCCAGAAGAUCUGAUUUGGCGCACGCCGGAGGGAAUCAACAUCAAGCCUGUGUACACCAAAGCUGACUCAGCUGCCAGUGCUGAUGAACUGCCAGGAGUGUUUCCCUAUACUAGGGGGCCCUAUCCUACCAUGUACACCUACAGACCUUGGACUAUCAGGCAGUAUGCUGGCUUUAGCACUGUGGAGGAGAGCAACAAGUUCUAUAAAGACAAUAUAAAAGCUGGACAGCAGGGUCUUUCCGUGGCUUUUGACCUCCCAACACACCGUGGUUAUGACUCAGACAACCCCCGCGUCCACGGAGAUGUCGGCAUGGCUGGAGUCGCCAUAGACACUGUUGAGGACAUGAAGAUGCUUUUUGAUGGAAUCCCACUGGAGAAGAUGUCUGUCUCAAUGACAAUGAAUGGAGCAGUCAUCCCUGUAUUGGCUAUGUUUAUUGUCACUGGAGAGGAGCAGGGUGUGUCCAAAGCCAAACUAACAGGCACAAUUCAGAACGACAUUUUGAAGGAGUUUAUGGUACGCAACACCUAUAUUUUCCCCCCAGAACCUUCUAUGCACGCCAUUGCAGACAUCUUCGCUUACACCUCCAAGCACAUGCCCAAGUUCAACUCGAUAUCCAUCAGCGGAUACCAUCUUCAGGAGGCUGGAGCUGAUGCCAUCCUGGAAGUGGCCUAUACCAUCGCCAAUGGCCUUGAGUACUGCCGCACUGGUUUGAAAGCAGGCUUAACCAUCGAUGAGUUUGCCCCAAGGUACAAAAUACUAAAAUAUCUCUGAGUGUGGAGGCAACAG